CUAGCAGUAGCAGCCGCGCACCGCGAGUCCACGACUGUUUGCCGGAGGCGUUGCAACCGUCGGCGGCGAUCAUGACGGACUACGAAGCCAUCGGCGACCAGAUCAUUGCCUGGGCCCUCGUGGGCAGCGAUGUCACCGACGAGCCCGUGAAGGGCUGGGCGCUGGGCUCCUUCACGACGGCGAUCAGCAUCGCGGGCGCGUACCUCGCGUUCGUGCUCGUCGGAUCCCUCAUCAUGCGCGCCUACCCCGGCGACGGCAUCAAGCUCUACGGCGUCGCCUUCCUCUACAACAUCGCGCAGGUCAUGCUCUGCUCGUACAUGUGCAUCGAGGCGGUCAUCGUCGCGAAGCGGUCGAACUUCAACCUGGUCUGCAACUCCUACGACGCCAAGCACCCGCCCAUGGCCAACGUGCUCUGGCUCUUCUACGCGUCCAAGGUGCUCGACUUCGUCGACACGUUCUUCAUCGUCAUCGGCAAGAAGUGGAAGCAGCUCUCGUUUCUCCACGUCUACCACCACACGACCAUCUUCCUCUUCUACUGGCUCAACCUCCACGUGAACUACGACGGCGACAUCUACCUCACCAUCGUCCUCAACGGCGCCAUCCACACGAUCAUGUACACGUACUACUUCGUCUCCAUGCACACGCGCGACAUCUGGUGGAAGAAGUACCUGACGCUGGCCCAGCUCGUCCAGUUCACGUGCAUGAACGCGCAGGCCAUCUACAUGUUCGUGACGGGCUGCUCCGCGACGCCGCCGCGCGUCACGGCCAUCUACUUCGUCUACAUCAUCUCCCUCUUCAUCCUCUUCCUCCAGUUCUUCAUGUCGUCCUACGUGCCCAAGAAGAAGAAGCAGUGAGCCUUCCUGUCCGUCGUCGUUGUGCCCGCCACCUUUGCCACUCUCGCGGCGCGGCCCAUUCGCCCUAAGCGCCGCGUCGAGGG
Molecule: messenger RNA, 937 nt
Organism: Aureococcus anophagefferens
Lineage: Eukaryota; Pelagophyceae; Pelagomonadales; Pelagomonadaceae
Exons: 4
Coding region: 72-854 (260 amino acids)
Biological process (GO): sphingolipid biosynthetic process; fatty acid elongation, polyunsaturated fatty acid; fatty acid elongation, monounsaturated fatty acid
Cellular component (GO): endoplasmic reticulum membrane
Molecular function (GO): fatty acid elongase activity
Source: RefSeq, a predicted model, not a curated record